Molecule: messenger RNA, 2576 nt
Organism: Periophthalmus magnuspinnatus
Lineage: Eukaryota; Metazoa; Chordata; Actinopteri; Gobiiformes; Gobiidae
Gene: mief2
Product: mitochondrial elongation factor 2
Exons: 8
Coding region: 190-1596 (468 amino acids)
Biological process (GO): mitochondrion organization; positive regulation of mitochondrial fission
Cellular component (GO): mitochondrial outer membrane
Source: RefSeq, a predicted model, not a curated record
ACACCACAGCAGAAGAAGCCCGAGCAGCUGUUAGCUUGUGCCUACGUCAAACACAACAACAAUGGACUUUUGUGACUUUUUACGUGUUUUUUGAAGAUCGAUGCGCCUGGAUUCGGAUUAACACUAAUGGUUGACGAUUGUACAGCGUUAUACUUUCAUUUUUGUGCAGGGUAAGUGCAGAGGGAGGUGAUGGACUUCCAGAGCACGCGGCGAAGAGGAGAGGAUGGGAUCGCCGUGGUCAUAAACUUCCUGCUCUCCAAUGCUCGGCUGGUUCUGGGCGUUGGAGGGGCGGCCAUCUUGGGGAUUGCUACACUGGCAGUAAAACGGCUAAUUGAGCGUGCGAGCCGGGCUGCUGAGGAGGAGAAGGUGGAGCAGAAGAUGGCUGAGAGCUGGGAGGAGAUCAGUCGAGUGUCUGCCUCUCCCACUCUGCUUAAAAGGGGCAUCAAGGGCGUUGUGCUGCAGCAGGCCUCCACAGCAACUAAACAACAGAAAGCGGACUUGUGCCAGCAGUCUCCAGUCUCCAGCCUGGAGGGACAGGGCGGAGUGGAGCCCAAGUCCAAAAGGCUGCAGCUCUGUGUGCUCACUCUGCAGGACCGUCUGCAGCAGUUCUACCACAGCCGGGCUGCUCUCAGCCCAAAGGAGGUGCAGAGGGCAGAGGCUCUGGCUCUGGACAUCUGCACUGAGAUCCAGGGCUUCCUCCGAUGCAGACACCCGGACAUGCCCCUGGGAGAGAUGAACCUGGGGGGGUCGCUCCUGGAUGACCUGCAGGUGGUGAGUGCAGACCACGCCUGUCUCCUGGUUCCUCUCCAGUUAGAGUCCUCGCUGUGGCGUCUUGUCCCUGGGGAGGAGACUCUUAUCACACACCCUCUGCACUGGAUGGUUCGGAGGGUCAACCUGGAGUAUUUCCCCAGAGGACGGAGCUACUGGGACAGGCAUCUGGUGGGUGGGUACCUGUCGUCAGAGGCCGUGGUGAGCAUGUUCAGUAAGACAGUGAUGGAGACGAUGAACUGGCCCUCCAUCAGCAGCACCAUGGACUGUGUGGUCAGACCCAUGCUUGGAGGACACGACCUCAGGCUGGAGAUUCAAAUUUCAAGUGCCACAGGAGGCGAUGCCAGUAUGGAUUCUGGCCUCAUCAUCACCAUGCUGCCAGUGUUGAGGGAGGGUGACGUGGCGCUGACUGCCCAGCCUGAGCUCACCUCUCCCUGGGGUAACGCCUGGCACCUGUCCCUUUACCCCUGGGAGACUCAGCGGCUGGCCCAGCUCGACACGGUGGACGAUGGCUGUCGCAGACUCUUACUCAAAAUCCUAAAGUCUAUAUGCAGACUAAACCCCGCCCUCCGCCCACUCAAAGCUGCCCCACUGGCCAAUCUCAUCCUCCACCUCAGCGAUAGUGAGAGCGACUGGUCGGAAAGUAGUCUGGAGGUACGGUUUCAGCAGUGCAUCACCGAGCUGAUUGGUUACCUGGAGCAAGGGGCGUUGCACAGUUAUUUCAAACCAGCGGUUAAUCUGUUAAGUGGGCUGUCUGAGGAUCAGGUGGACCAGAUGGGCUUUAUGCUCUACUGUGCCGUGUCUGAGUCAGAAAUUCUGCUCAUGUAAUUUGGUUGUAAUUAUUUAUCCUAUAGGGCUGCACAAUAUUAUUAAAAAUACAAUUUAGACGAAUGACAAAUAAUUAUUUUUUUUUCUUUUGCAAAGUUAGAAAGUCAGAGCAGAGGUGAAUAUAUGGGACAGUUUUAAUUUAUAAAACUAACAAAAAAAAAAUUCUUAUGGUUUUGAUAUUUUAUUAGAUGUCUUCAACAUAAAAAAUGUAUUAUUUUGUGUUUUUUUCAGCUGGUCAAGGUAUGUCUGACUCCCUGACCUCUAUCAUGGCCAAUGGUUGACAAAUCUGAUUAGGAAAACACAUUAUAUAAACAAGUGGUGCUUAUAAAAGGAUUUCACUGUAUGAAACCAAAUAUAGGAGGGUUCACAAAUUUUAGAAAACUACUCAUGCGAGAAGUCAGAGGGAUUCUUUUAAUAAAAAAGGCUAUUUUGUAGAAGUGAUUUAGCACAAUUUUUUAGCGCAAGUACUCAUUGGUACUUUCUGGUACAUUGUUUAAUUCAUACUAUUGUGCAGCCCUACUUCAGUGUCCACCCAGCCUGGUAGAAACCAUAUUUCCAGCUGCUUGCUGCUCCCUUCUUUCAAUGAAAGAAACUUGGCAUAAGAAGUCUUUACUCUACAGUAAAGACUAAAAGCUGUUUUCUCAGUAAGUCCAGCUUGCCAAACUCUUCAUGGACUUUUCAUAACUACCUUCAACUUUGCUUGUGAAGUUGUGCUGAAUUUCAUACGUUUUAGUAUCUGGAACCAUAGUGCUAAAGAUGAUCAUUACUUAUUAAGAUAAUGUAACUAUGCCUUAUUUUUAAGCUUUGCACUACUCAUACUCAGUCUGUUCAUUUCUGUAUGUGCAAAAAACAGUAUUGUUUUCUAUGUAGAUUAUUGUUUAACCCCUGCCUUAUAUUUUUGCUUUUAAACUGAUUCUGUUUUGGAGAGAACAUUUGUUUUGAUUUGAACGGGAAAUUGCAAUAAAUAUUGAGUUUGAUUC